This is a messenger RNA of Rotaria sp. Silwood2, 1626 nucleotides long. Lineage: Eukaryota; Metazoa; Rotifera; Eurotatoria; Philodinida; Philodinidae. The record is from the annotation of a GenBank genome assembly.
AUGAAUAUAUCGAAUAACAAUAACCUCAAUAUACUCGAUUUGCCCAAUGAAAUUUUAUUGAUUAUUUUUAACAAACUGAAUAAAGUCGAUGUUCUAUAUUCACUUGUCGAUAUUACUCAACGGUUUAAUCAAUUGGCACUUGAUCCAUUUUAUAUUCUUAAUCUUAAUAUGACCUCUAAGACAAUGAAAUCAUUUUAUGAUCAUGUCUAUUUAAUAGACAAUCAAGUUCUUGAUAGAAUUUGUAAAAAUAUUUUACCUCGAAUUUAUCGUCAAAUAAAUGAACUCAUUGUCGAACAAUAUUCAAUGGAACGUGUUCUUCACACUAUCAAUUAUCCUCAACUUUACUCAUUAACACUUAUGGAUUUUUCAGAAGAAGUUCUUUUCAAUUACUUAACAAAUAAUACAAUUCUUCGAAAACUUCUCAAUGAACAAAUUACAUGUCUUACAAUUGAUGUUAAAGAUAAGCCAACAGAACCAUCUUCUGAAACACUUUGGGUUAUAUUUACUUUGAUAUUAUCUUUAUGUAAACAAUUAAACAAAUUAAAUUUUUGUCAAUUCGAUAAUCGAUCAACGUUCCGUAUCUUUGACUUGUCAUCAACAAAUUUCAAAUCUUCAACAUUAACUGAAUUGAAAAUUAAUGUGGAAACUUUCGAUGAUUGUCUUUAUCUACUUGAUGGACGUUUCAAUUGUUUAUCAACAUUGAUUAUAAAUAUAGAAAUAAUUUCAUUUACAUCAGGAACUAUCGAUAAUACAAAAAAGCUUCCAAAAUUAAAACAUUUUUCGUUAACAUCAUAUCCACACACAUUUUUAUAUGAUAAUUUAAUUAUUCCAUUACUUCGACGAAUGAUAAAUCUUGAAGAAUUGAUAUUAGAUCUGUCGAUAAUAAGAAGUAAUAAGAAUUAUAUUGAUGGUAUUCAAUUAUAUGAUGAUAUUCUUAUUGAUAUGCCACGAUUAAACAAAUUUACUUUCAAUAUAUACACAAAUGUAGACAAGAAGAAUGUUGGAAUUGUUUUUUCGUCAAAUGAAGAUAUUCAACGUAGUUUUAGAAGAAAAGAAUAUGGAUCAGUUGCUUCACAUAUUGAAAUUUUCACAAGAGAAAAUCAACGUAAAUGUCAUAACUAUUCAUCACCAUAUGAAUUCAAAAGUAGAUGCCACAUCUAUUCACUUCCAUAUCAAUUCAGAACUUAUCACUUUUUAAAUAAUUCUUUUGAAGGUGGAAUAUUUGUUAAUGUUCAAUUCCUGGUAAUGACCGACUUCUGUCCUUUUGAGCAUAACUUCUUCAAAGUUAUCUCUCAAAGUUUUCCAUUAUUUAAAAAGAUGGAUAUCAUGAAUAAAGAACUACGGAAAGACAAGCAAAAAUCAUUAUCAUUGAUCAAAUUUUCUUAUCUUAUUUAUCUCGAUCUUCAAGGUGCUCAUGCAGAUUAUGCUGAACAAUUUCUCGUCGAUAAAUAUUGUCAUUUACCUUGUUUGUUGAACCUUAAUAUCGACUAUGAAUCACUUGUUCUGGUCACAAACAAUUUUACUAAUGAUGCCACACGUCUCACUUGUAGCAAAUUGACCAGUCUUCGUAUAAAUGAACCGUUUGUACCUCCAAAAAAUUUUUAUCAAUAUUUUCCUUUAUUGUAA